This is a messenger RNA of Ctenopharyngodon idella (grass carp), 1649 nucleotides long. Its product is annotated as fibronectin type 3 and ankyrin repeat domains protein 1-like. The record is from RefSeq and is a predicted model, not a curated record. Gene Ontology annotation, cellular component: nucleus. The transcript is spliced from 11 exons. Gene Ontology annotation, molecular function: protein binding. Gene Ontology annotation, biological process: regulation of apoptotic process. Bases 511 to 1554 code for a protein of 347 amino acids. Lineage: Eukaryota; Metazoa; Chordata; Actinopteri; Cypriniformes; Xenocyprididae.
AUAUAUAUAAACACAUUUCAAAUAACGUAAUUUAAAGCAUGUAAUAUACCAUGGAGCACGUGAUGACGUAAAAGAAUCACUGACUCUUUUUGGACCCGGCUCUUUAACAUGAAUUGUUCAAAAGAACCGAUUCGUUCUUACCGCCAUAAGCUCACUGAACCACCGCUCGAACGCGCAGCGGCAGAGAUUUUAAGCGGUCAUGUGGUCAUUUAAUCUCAUCAUCACAAUAGAGCCCCAAAUGAUGAAAGUGACUACAGGGUCUGGAUAAGCAUACUUCGCUCUGUUAAAACUAAAACAAUCAUUUGAACACGUUUUGGAAUGAGUGUUUCGUGCAACAAACGAUUAAAUGGUCCACCACAGAUUGCGCGCACUAUAGUACCAAUGAUGUCACCAUGACAACCGUAAGGCUUGCAGAGUCAGUCAGAUGUGCGCGAGAGAGACAGGCAAACACACAGCAGCAACACUAUCAUCCUCUGUGUGGCGAACACAAGGACGCAGACCAAGACAACCAUGAACCCAGAAGUCCCUCAGCCACCUGUGAUUGGGAAGGUCAGUCACCACAGUAUCGAGCUGAGCUGGAUGAAUGAAGAGAACAAACCUCGAACUGGCCCCCCUGAACACUGGAGCCACUUCUCUGUAGAGCAGAUGGACCCCAAAACACAUAAAUACAGCACCAAAUACAUAGGGUACGGCACCUAUCAUGUUUUAGAGGGAUUGGAGUCCAGCACCAGUUACAGUUUUAGACUGAAGGUCACCAGGCCAUCGGGGGAGUGCAGCUUCAGCCCUGCGGUCUCUGUCUUCACCACCCGAGAGCCGUACUGUGGGAAGAACCUCCACCAGGCAGUGAACAGGGAGGAUGAGGAGGAGCUGACCACAGUGCUACAGUCAGGAACGGUCGAUGUGGAUGUUCAUGACAAAAUGGGUUUCACCCCUCUCAUGGUGGCAGCACAGAAAGGUUUCACCAGCUUAGCAGACAUUUUGGUGAAGCAUGGAGCUGAUAUUAACAAGAGAGAAAGCACUGGAAAAAACAGUUUAAUGCUGGCCUGUUACGCCGGUCACCUGGACACAGUGAAGUAUCUGCGUAACUGUGGGUCAACAUGGCAGUCUCGAGACACGGAUGGCUGCACACCGCUCCACUGGGCUGUGGAUGGAGGACACCUGCCUGUCAUUACAUAUAUGAUCCAAGAUGGUUGUAAGGUGGAUGUGAUGGAUAAAGUGUCUCUCUGGACUCCUCUCAUGCGUGUGUCAGCCAUCAGUGGGAAUGCUGCGGUGGCCUCCGUCCUCCUUCAGGCUGGAGCUGAAGUAAACGUCCGUGACAAGGCUGGCAAGACACCACUAAUGGUUGCUGUGCUGAAUAACCAUGUGGAGCUGGUGAAACUUCUGCUAGACAGUGGGGCAGAUCACCAUAUGAAGAAUGAGUAUGGAGCAGGUGCAGCGGAUAUGGCAAAAGCUUUUGGGAGACAGAACAUCAUAAACUUGCUGGAUAAAAUAAGCAUGGAAGAUUCAAAUCGACUGACAUCAAUGGGACAGUUCUGUUAUGGAGAAAAGAAAUGAUCUUUAUCUUAAUGUCAUGUUUUACAUAUUACAUGAUAAAACUUUAAUGUUUCUGCAGUGUAAAAUAAAAUGAAAUUGAAUUCACAAUAGUAAAA